Messenger RNA from Numida meleagris (helmeted guineafowl), 980 nucleotides. RefSeq names its product bestrophin 2 (gene BEST2). The record is from RefSeq and is a predicted model, not a curated record. The annotation marks the transcript as partial. The transcript is spliced from 4 exons. Lineage: Eukaryota; Metazoa; Chordata; Aves; Galliformes; Numididae. Gene Ontology annotation, molecular function: chloride channel activity.
UCCCUGUGCCUGCUCCCAGUUCUCCCAUUACCCCCAGUGCCCCUUCCCAGUGCACCCAGUCUUCCCAGUGCCUCAUGCCGGUAUCCCCAGUGCCCCCGGUUCCUCUCAGUGCACACAGUGCCUCAUCCCAGUAUUCCUUCUUGGUCCUUCUGGUCCUUCCCAGUAUUCCCAGUGCCUCAUCCCAGUGCCCCCAGCCCCUCCCAUCUCUCUCAGUGCGCUCAAUGUUCCCAGUCCCCCUUCCCAGUCCCUCUGGUCCCUCCCAGUACCCCAUCACAGGGCCACCGAGGCCCCUUCCCAGUCCUUCUUGUCCCUCCCAGUAUUCCCAGUGCCUCAUCCCAGCAUCCCCAGCGCCCACCCCCCAUCUCCCCACAGGGUUCUACGUGGCGGUGGUGCUGGAGCGCUGGUGGGGGCAGUUCCGCAGCGUCCCGGCGCCGGACGGGCUGAUGCUGGCGGUGGGGUGCAGCGUGCACGGGGCCGACGCGCGGGGUCGCAUCCUGCGCCGCACGCUGAUGCGCUACGGCAGCCUGGCCGCGCUCCUGGUGCUGCGCGCCGUCAGCACCGCCGUCUACAAGCGCUUCCCCACCACCGACCACCUCGUGGAGGCGGGGUUCCUGACGCGGGAGGAGCGGCGCCGCCUGGACGCGCUGCGCUCGCCCUACAACAAGUUCUGGGUGCCGUGCGUGUGGUUCGGGGCGCUGGCGGGGCAGGCGCGGCGCGAGGGCCGAGUGCGCGACGACUGCGCCCUCAAGCUGCUGAUGGAGGAGCUGAACCGAUUUCGGGCCAACUGCAGCCUCCUCUUCCACUACGACUGGAUCAGCGUCCCCCUGGUGUACACACAGGUGGUGACCAUCGCGGUGUACACCUUCUUCGCCACCUGCCUGAUCGGGCGGCAGUUCCUGGACCCGGCCCAGGGCUACGCGGGCCACGAGCUGGACCUGGGGCUGCCCGUCUUCACCCUCCUGCAGUUCUUCUUCUACGUG